UUACAAAUGAGAGAGUGAUGGGGGGAGUAGUAGGAGCACAAUAGUGGUACUCCCUCUUUAACUGCAUCGUUCACCAAACUCCCCUCGGAGCCCUUAGAUCUCAUUUACUCUCUUCGUUUCUGCCCAACCCAUUAAGUUCUUUGUCCCAACCUCCUCCUGCACAUUGCCACUCCCCCUCCCAUUAUUGCUCUUCUUCCGGUGGGAGCUGCAAGCCUUCUAUUUAUUUCAUCUGUGGUGCCACACCUUUCCUGCACAUCAGCAUUAAUCACAGUGCCUCCAACCAUGGAUCUCUUUCUACCCUGCCUUCUUUUUGUUAUGCUGCAUUGGAGCAAUGCUCAACCUUCCCCUGGUUACUACCCGAGCUACAGGUUCAGGCCUCUGAGAGGCUUCGACCGUGGCUUUAACAACCUCUGGGGUCCUGAGCACCAAUCAGUCUCAGGAGACCAGUCGUCGGUGACAAUUUGGCUCGACAGGAACUCGGGAAGUGGAUUCAAAUCGAUUCGCCCAUUUCGAAAUGGGUAUUUUGGCGCAUCAAUCAAGCUCCAACCUGGCUACACGGCAGGAGUGAUCACUGCUUUUUAUCUAUCGAACAACCAAGCGCAUCCUGGGUUCCAUGAUGAGGUGGAUAUCGAGUUCCUCGGAACCACGCCUGGGAAGCCAUACACACUGCAAACAAACGUGUACGUGAGAGGAAGCGGCGAUGGAAACAUCAUCGGCAGGGAGAUGAAGUUCCACCUAUGGUUUGAUCCAACUGCUGGAUUCCAUAACUACGGCAUACUUUGGAAUCCAAAUGAGAUCAUAUUCUUCGUGGACGACGUACCGAUACGGCAAUACCCGAGGAAGAGCGCCGGCACGUUCCCGCAGCGGCCGAUGUGGCUCUACGGCUCCAUAUGGGACGCGUCGUCGUGGGCGACCGAGGACGGCAAGUACCGGGCGGACUACCGGUACCAGCCGUUCGUGGCGCGGUUCACCCGGUUCAUCGUCCGCGGAUGCGCGCCGUCGGCGCCGCCGCGCUGCCGCCCCGCGCCCUCCUCCAGCUACGGCGCCGGGCUCAGCCGCCGGCAGUUCGCCGCCAUGGGAUGGGCGCAGAGGCACUUCAUGGUCUACAACUACUGCAGGGAUCCCAAGCGGGACCAUUCGCUGACGCCCGAGUGCCGCAGCUGAAUGGGGUGGGGGGGGACUCUGUUCCCCAGGGGAAAGGGUCUGUUUGUGUUACGUAGUCGUUCUCGAUGACACUUGUGGAAGAGGGGGAAAUGUGUGUGGUCUUUACGAGGUUGGAGGUGGUUCCGAAAACGAUGGUGUUUGCAUCAUUCCAGUUUGUACGAGGACAAAUAAAGGGAAUCAGAUGGAGUAAGCUGCCGACA
Musa acuminata subsp. malaccensis (wild Malaysian banana) is the source of this 1364-nucleotide messenger RNA. Its product is annotated as probable xyloglucan endotransglucosylase/hydrolase protein 32. Gene Ontology annotation, cellular component: cell wall; apoplast. Gene Ontology annotation, molecular function: xyloglucan:xyloglucosyl transferase activity; hydrolase activity, hydrolyzing O-glycosyl compounds. The record is from RefSeq and is a predicted model, not a curated record. Lineage: Eukaryota; Viridiplantae; Streptophyta; Magnoliopsida; Zingiberales; Musaceae. Gene Ontology annotation, biological process: xyloglucan metabolic process; cell wall biogenesis.